Molecule: messenger RNA, 1580 nt
Organism: Lates calcarifer (barramundi perch)
Lineage: Eukaryota; Metazoa; Chordata; Actinopteri; Centropomidae
Gene: pld6
Product: phospholipase D family, member 6
Exons: 4
Coding region: 149-826 (225 amino acids)
Biological process (GO): piRNA processing
Cellular component (GO): mitochondrion
Molecular function (GO): RNA endonuclease activity producing 5'-phosphomonoesters, hydrolytic mechanism
Source: RefSeq, a predicted model, not a curated record
GCAACUAUUCGCGUUAAAUGAUUGGAGGAGAGAGUGCGGAUCUCGGCCAACCAUUGGCUACCUGACAUGUCAGUUAAGUUGAUUGGCAGUGACGAAGCAGCAUCUGACACAGCCAAUUCCCGCGUGGUGGCGACAGAAGCUAACGAAGAUGCCAGUGAUGUGGACAGUGAAGGUGGUUGGCCUGGGGGUGGUGGCCCUCUCUCUGAGUCUGGAACUGCUCAUCUGGCUCAUCCGUCGCCUCAGGCCUGGAAGAGCCCUCAAUGAAGUCCUCUUCUUCCCCUCAGAAAUUGCCUGUGUGGAGCACAUCUUCACUCCGCCUUCACCUUAUUCCUGCGUCUGCUCAUUGCCACAUGGUGUAGAGACCUCUUUCUCCCGUCUCCUCCGCCACCUCCUGUCUGCCACCUCCUCUCUGGACCUGUGUGUUUUUGCCUUUUCGAACAUGGAUCUGUGCAGGGCUGUGCUAGUGCUCCAUAGCAGGGGCGUAACUGUCCGAGUCCUCACUGACAAGGACUACGCCGCCAUCACCGGCUCCCAGAUAGGGGUCCUCCGCAAGGCCGGGAUCUGUGUGCGGUGUGAUGUGGGCUCCGUGUACAUGCAUCACAAGUUUGCAGUGGUGGACGACCAGCUGCUCAUCACCGGCUCCCUCAACUGGACACUGACAGCAGUGCAGAGCAACAUGGAGAACGUCCUCAUCACCAAGGAGCCAGAGCUGGUGCGACCCUUCAUCAAGGAGUUCCACAGGUUAUGGUUGCACAAUGAUCCAGCUCGAUACCUCUCCUCUGUUGACCAAAAACUUGCUCACGUUUUCACUAGAGCCAGUGACUAAUUAACCAUGAGGAAUAUUGAGGUAGAAGGUCAGCAUGCAAAAUCUGAACAGUUAGCUUGGCCAGAAAGUGUCUCCAGGACUGAUGUUUUCUUAUUAUGAAGAGGCUCUGUUACUUUAAGUUUUGGAAGACUUGUUCACGUUAAAGUUAAGACGUUACUGUGCAAGAUGAUAGGGGUUUUAAGGCGUGUUUAUUUCAAAAUUUAUAAAAAAAAAAAAAAAAACAGGUCUGAUUUCGUAAGAGACAAGACAAGAACACUGCUGUUGAAGUGCUGUAUUAGUUGUUCUGCUUGGCACAGACCAAGGACACGGAAUAUAUCAACAACAUAGAGUUGGGGCAGUUUAAAAGAGAAACCCUCUGUUUUUGUUAGGUGAGAACAUUUUUUAAGUUUUUAAAUCGAAGUUUAUGUUUUUAGAUAUUGUUAGAUAUUGGCUGACAGUAUGUCAUCAGUUACAGUUGCUUUUUGACAAAGUUUCUUCAUGGUCAUAACAUCAUCAAGGAUCUAUUAUAUGUUUUUCCUCAUCAGAACUAUUUGGAAUAUGUUGGCUACUCAGGAGCUUGAGAUUCAUACCUUUAUUAAAAUCAAUCCACAGUUCAUCUUGUGUACUAUAUAACUUGAAAUUACACUGGCUGUAAAAAUCCAGUGUAUUGUUCAGGGUGUGCUGAAUUGUGCCAAGCACCAAUAAAAACCCUCUUUCACACUGCAGUUUUGGCAGGUCUGUUGCAUCAUUGCCCUGCAGCUGUGUUUUUUUUCUC